Trichogramma pretiosum is the source of this 1588-nucleotide messenger RNA. RefSeq names its product prostaglandin E synthase 2 (gene Su(P)). The record is from RefSeq and is a predicted model, not a curated record. The coding region runs from base 342 to 1538 and encodes 398 amino acids. Gene Ontology annotation, molecular function: prostaglandin-E synthase activity. Lineage: Eukaryota; Metazoa; Arthropoda; Insecta; Hymenoptera; Trichogrammatidae. The transcript has 5 exons. Gene Ontology annotation, cellular component: mitochondrion.
UAUAUACAAUCAGAUUCAUUAUGUACUAAAAUCAACAUAUUAAAUAAACUUAAUUUAUACAUAAAAUAUUGUAGAACGAUUAAAGCCUUCUACAACAUAUAUACAUAUAUAGAGUACAUUGUAUACAUGAAAGUUACGCGAAAACGUAACAUGUGUCAGUGUUGAGUUCUCUGAAUAAGAAUCGUAAGGGAAAAAAUCGACGUAAGAGUUGAAUCUUCACUACAGAAUCGAAUAGAUUACUGAACCCUACUCUGCUGUCAGUUUUCAGUCACUCUUCAGUAUCUUAAAGUGAUUUGUAGGAGCGUGCGCUUCUUAAAAAUAUAUAUACAUAUAAAUUUAAAAUGUCUGUAUUCUGGAGGUAUCAUGGUAUCUCACAGAAAAGGUGUCGACUAAUUACGCAAAAAAAAAGUGGUAUUUGCAAUGCACGUAACAACGAAAAAUCUUUUCGGUGUCUCUCUACUAUUGUUGAGCAGCCCAAGUCCAGGAAUACUCUAAAGUUUGGGAUACUUGGUGUCGGCAUUGGUAUUACCUUAGGAACAGGUUAUGCUAUUUCAAAGAUAAACGAAACUAGAAAAAAUCUUUUUCUCGAGGGUACUGAAGUUGAUGUCAAAUUGCUCAAUUUCAAACCUAAUGUUGAAUCAUCAAGAAAAGUAGUCUCUCCAAUGGAUACAACAGGAUUAAAAUUGACAUUAUUUCAAUAUCAGACAUGUCCUUUUUGUUGCAAAGUCAGAACACUCUUAGAUUUUUAUGGAAUUUCAUAUGAUAUUGUUGAAGUAGAUCCAGUCCUUAGAAAAGAAAUUAGUUGGUCCAGAUAUAGGAAAGUACCAAUUUUGCUGGCAGAAGUCGAUAACAAAUACCAACCACUCUACGAUAGUUCUAUGAUAAUGUCUAUUAUUGCAUCUUAUUUACAUGACAAAUCAAUCAGCUUAACAGAGCUUUCUAAAUAUUAUCCUAUCUUAUCAAUACAUGAUGAGAGUGGUAAAUUUAAACAUGAAGUUGUAAAUAAAUACUUUCUGAUGUAUCAAAAUAAUAUUCCUGAAGAUAGAAAAUUGCAUGACAUAGUUGAAGAAAGAAAAUGGAGAAAAUGGGCAGAUGAUGUGUUUGUGCAUAUGUUAUCCCCUAAUGUUUACAGAACUCUUGGAGAAGCUUAUCAAACAUUUAAUUGGUUUUCUGAGGUUGGACAUUGGAAUGAAUAUUUUCCUGCAUGGGAGAGAGCUAUAAUGAUUAAUGUUGGUGCAAUUGCAAUGUGGUUGAUUUCAAAACAACUAAAAAAAAGGCAUCAUUUAAAGGAUAAUGUGAGGCAAUCUUUUUAUGAUGAAAUCAAUGUUUGGAUGAGAGAAGUUAAAUCUAGUGGAGGUCCAUUUAAAGGAGGAUCCAACCCAGAUUUAUCUGAUUUAGCUGUAUACGGAGUAUUAAAAUCAAUUGAAGGUUGUGAAGCUUUUAAAGAUGCUUUGGAACAUACCAAUUUUGGUCAAUGGUUCUAUGCAGUCAAAGAAAAAGUUGAUUCACAUGCUGGCAGUGUUUAUUUAAGUAAUUAAUUUGUGUAUAUUGAUAAUAUGUUAAUAAAAAUAGUCAAUUUUUGAAAGUA